Brachypodium distachyon (stiff brome) is the source of this 1894-nucleotide messenger RNA. Its product is annotated as TBC1 domain family member 17. Gene Ontology annotation, biological process: activation of GTPase activity. The transcript is spliced from 11 exons. NCBI's taxonomy places the organism in Eukaryota, Viridiplantae, Streptophyta, Magnoliopsida, Poales, Poaceae. The coding region runs from base 421 to 1710 and encodes 429 amino acids. The record is from RefSeq and is a predicted model, not a curated record. Gene Ontology annotation, molecular function: GTPase activator activity.
UCCGGCGAUAAGCGUACAAAAGUUCUCGACACGCCUUCCAUAGAAAAAGCAGCUGCGCUGCUCGCCUGCUCUUAGUUCUGUCUGUCUCUCUCCUCCUUCCCCCCUCUCUCUCUCCCCCUUCCCGACCCAGCCAAAUUUAGCCGUUAGACCACCUUCCGCCUCUCUCUCUCUCUCUCUCUCUCUCUCGGGUCUGUGUGUGGAUUUCGCCUGGCUCUCGGAGAACACACACAUCAGAUCAAGAAACAGAGGAGGGCGUACGGGGGAGAGGAAGAACACAUCUCUGAUCUGUUUCCGGCUGCGAUCCAUCGUCCUACGCGCUUCCAACGCAUAAAUACAGCCGGUGCCGCGGCUCGAAUCGUCGGCGCCCGGCCUGAUUGAUCCCAUUCGAUCGAUCCGACGUGCUGAUCAAGAUUAGGCAAGAUGAUGUUCUUGGCGUGCUGCUACAACGAUCCGGACAUGUUGAUCGAUCCGGAGACCAUCUACCCCACCCGUGCCGACUGCCAAGACGCCCCCAAGUCGCGCUUCAAACCCCAGCCUCGCCGCACGCUGAGUCCAAGGAGAUGGAAGCUGUUGUUUAAUGAGGAAGGCUGCCUGGACGCAGCUGGGAUGAUCAAAAGAGUACAGCGUGGGGGUAUCCACCCAACCAUCAAAGGAGAAGUUUGGGAGUAUUUGCUGGGCUGUUACGACCCUAAAAGCACUACUGAACAAAGGAACCAAUUGCGACAGCAGAGAAGGUUAGAAUACGAGAAACUAAAAACAAAGUGCCGAGAAAUGGACACAACAGUUGGCAGUGGAAGGGUAAUUACUAUGCCUGUCAUAACGGAAGAUGGCCAGCCUAUCGAGGAUCCUAACUCAGAGGGAGGGGCUUCAGCGGGUGUAGAACAGCAAACCAGUAAUGAGCCGCUCCCAAAAGAAGUUAUUCAAUGGAAACUUUUACUGCACCAAAUUGGUCUUGAUGUUAAUCGUACCGACCGUACACUAGUCUAUUAUGAGAGUCAGGAGAAUUUGGCACGGCUCUGGGACAUUCUUGCUGUGUACGCAUGGAUUGACAAGGACAUUGGUUAUUGUCAGGGAAUGAGUGAUCUUUGUUCACCCAUAUCAAUCAUUUUGGAACAUGAAGCAGAUGCAUUUUGGUGCUUUGAACGACUGAUGCGCAGGGUGCGAGAAAAUUUCAAGAGCACUUCUACUUCCAUUGGAGUUCGAUCUCAACUUACCACCUUGUCAACCAUAAUGAAAGCUGUUGAUCCAAAGCUACAUGAACAUUUAGAAAAUCUUGAUGGAGGGGAAUACUUAUUUGCCUUUCGGAUGCUGAUGGUUAUUUUCCGUAGGGAGUUCUCUUUUAUAGACACGAUGUACCUUUGGGAGCUCAUGUGGUCUAUGGAGUACAAUCCAGGUCUAUUUUCAAUGUUGGAGAGUAACAGUAGCACAUCUAACACAGAUGCAAAAGAUGAAAAUACCCUAAAACAGUGUGGUAAAUUUGAAAAGAAAAACUUGUUGACGGCCAAGAAAGAUGAGCAGAUCCCUCUAUCUGUCUUUGUUGUAGCUAGUGUAAUAGAAGCUAGAAACAAGCGGUUGCUGGGGGAGGCAAAAGGUCUAGAUGAUGUCGUCAAGAUCUUGAAUGAAAUCACUGGAAGUCUGGAUGCAAAAAAGGCAUGUAGAGGGGCAUUGACGAUUCAUGAGAAGUACCUAACCACAGUAAAGGCAUCAUAGCGAAAAGUAUUUGAUUGUGCCUUUUUUUCUUCAGAGAUAAAGUUGUAUCACAGGAUUUUCUUUUCUUUUUUCAUUCUUGAUGUGUAUGUGUUCUGUAAUUAUUUGGCCCACUCUGUAAUUUGGCAUUUGGACAGAAGGAAAUGAAUACCAGUGUGCAGGAAUAAAGUUUGCAUUUAUUUUGAAA